AUGCUUGCUACUCCGAGAAUCAUUGCCACGGCUGUGGGAGCCUCCGUCGGCUUCGCGGUUCUGGCCAAUGCUGGCUUCAGCUCCUCGACUGCCGACAAUGUGGCAGUCUACUGGGGGCAGAACUCGUACCAACAGCCUACAGGAAGCCUAUACUCUCAACAAAGGCUCUCGUACUACUGCUCUGACACUAAUAUAGAUAUAAUUCCUCUUGCUUUCCUGGACGCUAUUUCAACACCCGUUGUCAAUUUUGCGAAUGCUGGCGACAACUGUACCGCCUUUUCGGGGACUACCCUGCUGAGCUGCUCACAGUUAGAGGAGGAUAUUCAGACUUGCCAGUCCACAUAUGGCAAGACAAUUCUUCUCUCCGUCGGUGGAGCAACGUACACAGAGGGUGGCUUCAGCACAUCGACAGCGGCUACAGCAGCUGCGGACAACAUCUGGGCCAUGUUUGGCCCUGUCCAGACCUCCAGCAGCGUGAACCGGCCAUUUGGAAACGCUGUGGUUGAUGGUUUUGAUUUCGACUUCGAGUCUUCCACGUCGAAUAUGGCCGCCUUUGCAGAACAGCUUCGUGCCAGCAUGGACGCCGCUACCGCUGCGGGUGGAAAGGAGUAUUACUUGUCGGCAGCGCCUCAGUGUCCGUAUCCAGAUGUUGCAGACAACGACAUGCUGUCUGGUGCCGUGUAUUUUGACUUCAUUAUGGUGCAGUUUUACAACAACUACUGCGGACUCCAGUCCUUUGUCUCCGGCUCGUCAUCGCAGAACAACUUCGACUUCAGCACAUGGGACACUUGGGCGCAAUCCGUCAGCAAAAAUCCCGACGUGCGCAUUCUUGUCGGAAUUCCAGGAAGCUCUACUGCUGCUGGCUCUGGGUACGAGUCUGGAAGUACCCUGGCGUCCAUUGUGACGUAUUUGAAGCAGUUUCCCACUUUCGGAGGCAUCAUGAUCUGGGAUAUGUCUCAGGUCUACGCCAACUCGGGGCUUCUGGACGCCGUUGUGGCCGAUCUGAAAUCGGCAGCCUCCACAACAACUGCGACAACCGUCCCUUUGGCCACACCAACGACCAGUCCGACGAAACCGACGAGUGAAACACCCCCGAGCUCACCGAGAGCUGCGAUUACACCAACGGGAACGAUCCCGGCAGAGAUGACACCGACAGAAGCCUUAACGACCGAAUCGACACAGAUAGCAGUAACUCAGACAGCCGCCGCGACCGGGCUCUGCACCCAGUCCACCAUCGUUUCGACAACGACAGUCACAGUCACCGUGACGGGCGACAGUGCCACAACCCCAACUAUUCCCACCAAUACUACAUUUACAACCAAAACUACAUCGGCCACCCAGACUGCAAAACCAGUAUCGCAAUGGGGUCAGUGCGGAGGCACCGGCUACACCGGCUCGACCACAUGUGCAAGCCCCUAUAGCUGUGUUAUUUUGAGUGUCUGGUGGGCUCAGUGCGAGUAG
This is a messenger RNA of Grosmannia clavigera kw1407, 1461 nucleotides long. Its product is annotated as aminotransferase class 3. Gene Ontology annotation, biological process: carbohydrate metabolic process. Lineage: Eukaryota; Fungi; Ascomycota; Sordariomycetes; Ophiostomatales; Ophiostomataceae. The record is from RefSeq and is a predicted model, not a curated record. Gene Ontology annotation, molecular function: chitinase activity; cellulose binding. Gene Ontology annotation, cellular component: extracellular region. The coding region runs from base 1 to 1461 and encodes 486 amino acids. The transcript is spliced from 4 exons.